This is a messenger RNA of Cyprinus carpio (common carp), 1530 nucleotides long. Its product is annotated as sterile alpha motif domain-containing protein 15-like. The coding region runs from base 1 to 1530 and encodes 509 amino acids. The transcript is spliced from 2 exons. NCBI's taxonomy places the organism in Eukaryota, Metazoa, Chordata, Actinopteri, Cypriniformes, Cyprinidae. The record is from RefSeq and is a predicted model, not a curated record.
AUGACUAUGUCAACCAUCCCCACCAGUUUUGUUGAGAGUGCAGUGCAGUCCUCAUCUUCUGAGCUCUUAGAUGAGCUCACCACUGCCCUCGCUGCAGGACGGUGGUGGGCAAUAAUGGAGCUCUCCGCUCCUAUAUCUGAGGAGCUGGAAAUAUGGGACCUCACCCUCACUCAGGGAGCACCUGUGCCUGCCUAUGCUGAGAAGAGGGACCACACCUCAUCCCUGGUCUUCAACAAUGCAUCGGAGAAGGCUGAGUCUCUGCACUCAGGAUUCUCAGAUGCAAAGCUGAAGACCACGGAGCAACAGAGGAAGUGGAGGCAGAAGAAGCCUCAGGGACCACCUUUGCUUGCUGGGUCUGAGAAGGCUGAGUGUGGGAACUCACUGAAGACCACUAAGCAGGUGAGGCAAGAGUGGAGACAGAAGAAGCCUCAGGGAGCACCUGUUCCUGGUGGCUCCCCCCAGGGACAUCCUGUGCCCACUGUGUCCCAACAACGUGGAAAACUCAGGAUCCCUGAGCAUCUGAGGCAGCACCUGCUACAGGCCGCUAAUGAACUGGAGUCACCUGUGCCUGCUAGAUCCCCACAGGGACCACCAGUGCCUUCAAAGUUUCUACAAAGAGAACCUGUGCCUGUCUCAAAGGUGCAAAAAUUAAAGAUCCCUGAGCCACUAAGGCAGGAGCUGCAGCAGCAGAUGCCUCAAGCCUCUUCUGACAAGGGAGCAUCUGUACCCAACAAGACCCCAGAGAGGCAGAGGCUAAAAAUCCCUGAGCGGCUGAGGCAGGAGCUGCUGCAGCUGUCGCACCGAGCCUCAUCUGUAAAGGGAGAGCUUGUGCCUCAAAAGAGCCAGGAGAAGCAGAGGCUCAAGAUACCUGAGCGGCUAAGGCAGGAGCUGCUGCAGGUGUCACCCAGAGCCUCAUCUGAGAAGGGAGCACCUGUACCCAACAAGACCCCAGAGAGGCAAAGGCUAAAAAUCCCUGAGCCGCUGAGGCAGGAGCUGCUGCAGCUGUCGCACCGAGCCUCAUCUGUGAAGGGAGAACUUGUGCCCCAAAAGACCCAGGAGAAGGAGAGGCUUAAGAUACCUGAGCCGCUGAGGCAGGAGCUGCUGCAGGUGUCACCCAGAGCCUCUUCUGAGAAGGGAGAGCUUGUGCCUCAAAAGAGCCAGGAGAAGCAGAGGCUCAAGAUACCUGAGCAGCUGAGGCAGGAGCUGCUGCAGGUGUCAGUCAGAGCCUCUUCUGAGAAGGGAGCACCCGUGCCCAUAAAGACUGCAGAGAGGCAAAGGCUUAAAAUACCAGAGCCGCUGAGGAAGGAAUUGCUCCAGCAGAAGCCCCAAGCCUCUCCUGCAGAUGAUAAACCUGUGUCUUCCAAGUCCCCACAGGAAGUACCUUUACCUGACAGGAACCCUGUGCAUACCGGGACCUCACAGGGAGCAGGAGUGCUUGCCAGUUCUCCACUGCCCACUGGGUGUCUGAAGGAAGCAGCAGUGCCCACCAGAACCACAAAGGCAGGAAACGGAGGCUUGCUGAGCAUCUGA